This is a messenger RNA of Cryptomeria japonica (Japanese cedar), 795 nucleotides long. RefSeq lists its product as uncharacterized. The transcript has 2 exons. Lineage: Eukaryota; Viridiplantae; Streptophyta; Pinopsida; Cupressales; Cupressaceae. The coding region runs from base 196 to 645 and encodes 149 amino acids. The record is from RefSeq and is a predicted model, not a curated record.
UUUAGGCUUCAGGUCAUAACUUCUGUCCGAAUCGUAUCAUCUUUUUCACUCGUUCAUAAUAUUUUAGCCUCAGGAGCCUUCCAAGGUGCACCAUACAAGAAACCCCAAAAGAGUUGCAUUUAGGGUUAUUACAAGAAAUCCUAAAGGACAACGCGGCGAGGAAGAGAUUUAGGCAACUCAGAAAACAUCGGCCCUAUGGAUUCCAUGGAGGCAAAAUCUGAUGGACAACUUGAGGAAACAGACCCUGUGAUGGCCGGCAUUUGCAUUUCAUGGACGGCUUUUUGCGUAUGUCUUGGAUUCCGUAGCAUAAUCACCACCAUCAAAGCUAAUGGCCUUUUUUUCAAUCUAUUUGUAGUGGGUGCUAUUGUUGCAUCUUUUAUUGUGGCAUUAGUACUUGUGAUUACUAGGACUCGGGGAGCGGAUCGUACCUUUUUCCGUUUCUUUUUCAAUUCAGCGAUAUUUUGCUUGUCGGCUUUACUUGCAGUUUUUUACACUGUGCAGCCAUCAUCGUAUAUUAUCAGUUUGAAAUAUGGUCUCGCUGACUUGGAGGCCUGUAGAGUACUCAGAAUUUGUCAAGACUCUAUGAAAACAGCUUUUUCUGUGAACAGGAUGAAAAACAUUUUAACCCAUUCUGUUUUACAGUAGAUAAUGGAUUCCCUUUUUCAGUAGAUAUAUAGGGCAAGGCAGAAAUGGCACUAAUGGGUUUUGGUUAGUUUUUAUCAUGUCAAUGUGCUUAGUAUCAGGACGAGGCAAUAUCGCUUUAUGUUUAUAAUACAUAUACUUAGCUUUUCCUGU